Lolium perenne is the source of this 4161-nucleotide messenger RNA. RefSeq lists its product as uncharacterized. The record is from RefSeq and is a predicted model, not a curated record. NCBI's taxonomy places the organism in Eukaryota, Viridiplantae, Streptophyta, Magnoliopsida, Poales, Poaceae. Gene Ontology annotation, molecular function: DNA helicase activity. Gene Ontology annotation, biological process: telomere maintenance; DNA repair.
AUGCGGUUUCAGUUCGAGGGGCCUGCAUUUUGCUGUAGAAAAGGAAGAGUCGGUGUGUUCAUUCCGGAAGUUCCAGAGGAGUUGAAACGUUUGUGGACAAGUCAGGAAGAUGAGGAUGCUAAAUAUUUCAGAAAGAAUAUCCGCUAUUUCAACUCCCACUUCUCAUUUACAAGUCUUGGGGUUACACUUGACCGCCAAGUUAGCACUGCGAAAGGAACUGGCAACUAUACAUUUCGGGCACAUGGCAUAUUGUACUACAAAAUGGAUGAUCUGGUACCGGGUGAGAAUGGGCCACGACACCUGCAGCUUUAUAUUUACGAUAGCGAUGAAUCCUUGUCUCAUAGGGUCCAGAGGUCUCCUGAUCUUAAUGUAGAUCUCAUUCGGAAAAUCCUGAAAAUACUUGAGAACAAUCCUUAUGUGCAGACUUUCAAGAGUGUUGGGUCAUUUUCGAAUCUAGAUGAGUACAGAAUUGAGCUCAACACAAAUAUAACCCUGGACCAGCGUCGGUACAAUGCCCCCACGGCAUCUGAAGUGGCUGCGAUAUGGGUUGAAGGAAACGACCCGAUGAACUGCUUCGAUAGGAGUGUUGUCGUGCAUGGAAAAGGAGGUGAUCCCUUGUAUAUUAGAGCUUACUAUGGGUGCUAUGAUCCCUUGGCAUAUCCAUUAUUUUUUCCGGGUGGGGAGACCGGCUGGAAUCGUAAGAUGCCAUAUCUUGAGCCUCCUCAGGAUUUAGCGGACAAUUCUGAUUUAGCAACAGCUCCAGUUGGUACGUCUACACGACAAGAAGUCCAGUCAAGUGAUUUACCCGGACAAGAUGAAGACCAAGCCAGUGAUUUACCUAGACGAGAUGAAAACCAUACUAAUGAUUUACCUGGACAAGAUGAAGAACAUGCUACUGAGGCACCUGGACAAGAUGAAGAACAUGCUACUGAGGCACCUAGACAAGAUGAAGAACAAGCUACCGAUCCAACAGAUGAUGUCAAUGGCAACCAAUAUGAUGAUCUUAUCGACCUAGCACAGUCCAGUAAAUUCGUUAGCGCGAGGGAGUACUAUUGUUUCAAGUUGCAAAUCCGGAAGGGGCUCUUUAACAUCAUCUUGUUCGGGGGGCGCCUCUUCCAACAAUGGGCUGUUGAUAUGUACAUCAAGAUAGAAACUAUGCGGCUUGACUGGUACUCGAAGCCGAGCAAUCAAAAGACUAUACGAGCUGACCUCUACCAGGGUCUGGUUGACACCAUUGAUGCUGGCGAGGCACGUGGGGAUCGGAUUGGCAAAAGAAUUGUGCUCCCAUGUACUUUUCCAGGCGGUGACAGAGACAUGCAGAGGAGGUUCCUUGAUGCUAUGGCUAUAGUCCAACGUUGGGAAAUAACAGAGAAACUAUUGCCCGGUCAGCUGCCACAAGAUCGUCCAGAUCUGGUGGCAAGAGUUUACAAGGCUAAGCAGCGAGAUAUGAUGGAUUUGUUGAUCAAGGGUAAGCAUUUUGGAGCAGUCGCAGCUUACGUACAUGUGACCGAGUUUCAGAAAAGAGGUUUGCCGCAUGAGCAUAUCCUUCUUAUUAUGAAAUCGGAUAGCAAGUUAAAAACCCCAGAUGACUAUGAUCGGGUGAUAUCUGCUGAGAUACCAGACAAAGAGAAGUUCCCUGUUCUACAUGAUCUGCAAGGAAAAGAUUCAUAUCCCAUCUACAGAAGGAGGGACGAUGGGUGUGUAGUUAAGAUCAGAGGAGCAGAAUUGGACAAUAGAUGGGUGGUCCCUUACAACCCUUUUCUUCUCAUGCGAUACAACUGCCACAUUAAUGUUGAAGCUUGCUCGAGCAUCAAGGCGGUCAAGUAUUUGUUCAAGUACAUCUACAAAGGACAUGAUAGAACAUCAUUUGCAUUCGAGAAGGAUGUCAUCAAUGCCGGGGGAAUCAUCAAUGAAAUUCGUCAGUAUAGGGAUGCACGCUAUAUAUCUCCUCCAGAGGCUAUUUAUAGGAUUUUCUGUUUUCACAUGUUUGGUGUUAGUCCGUCUGUUCUGCAACUCCAGCUUCAUUUGGAGAACAUGCAUACUGUUGCCUUCAAAGCAUGUGAUAAUUUGGAGGAUGUUGUUGCUAAACCAUCGUCUUCUAAAUCCAUGCUUACUGAGUACUUUGAUAUGAACCAUAAGUAUGCAGAGGCACGGAAAUGGCUUUAUAGAGAGUUUCCAGAACACUAUAGGUGGAUUAACGGAGAUAAGAAGUGGCAGAAGAGAAAAAAUAAGAGAUCACAGAUCGGACGACUGGUGUAUGCACACCCGGCCGAAGGAGAGAGGUACUACUUGCGGGUGCUCCUAAGUCAUGUGCGAGGUGCCACUUCGUUUGAUGACUUAAAAACAGUAAAUGGCAAGUUGUGUGGUUCCUUCAGAGAGGCGUGUGAGCACUUAGGCCUCAUUGAGCACGACAAGUCCAUUGAUGAUUGCAUGACGGAGGCAGCCAGAUUUCAGAUGCCUUAUGCUCUUAGACGGUUGUUUGCAACUAUACUGGUAUUCUGCGAGGCAACAGAAAUCCGACAACUGUGGGACAAACAUCUAGCAUCGAUGUCUGAGGAUUACCGCCGCAAUCAAUCCAAUGAGGCGACACUUGAGCAGAUGGUCCUUAGAGAUAUCAGGGAUCUUGUGCAAUCUAUGGGAAAGGAUAUUAAAAGCUAUGGAUUUCCGGAUCUGGUUGAGACAGACGGUUCUUCUGACGCUGAUUAUAGAGAGGUAUAUGAGGAGAGACAACUCACCGCAGACCAAGAACAUCUAGAUCUAAUUGAACGUUUAAAUAGUGAGCAGCUAGCUGGUUUCAAUGACAUAUUGGAUCAUGUGAGGAACCAAAAAGGCCAGAUAUUUUUUGUUGAUGGUCCAGGAGGCACUGGGAAGACGUACUUGUACAAGGCUUUGCUUGCGAAGGUGCGUGACAUGGGCCUAAUAGCAAUUGCAACUGCUACAUCAGGUAUAGCUGCGUCAAUAAUGCCUGGAAGCCGAACUGCACACUCCAGGUUUAAAAUUCCAAUCAAGCUCACUGACUACAGCAUGUGUGGUUUCACAAAGCAGAGUGGUACAGCGGAGUUGCUUAAACAAGCGUCCUUGAUAAUUUGGGACGAAGUCGCUAUGACAAAGCGUCAAGCUGUUGAGACGCUUGAUAGAUCACUCCAAGAUAUAAUGGGAUGUCCUUUGCCAUUUGGGGGGAAGGUUGUUGUCUUUGGUGGGGAUUUUAGGCAGGUCCUUCCUGUUGUCACACGAGGGACAAGAGCACAGAUCACCGAUGCAACACUGCUGAAAUCCUAUCUGUGGGAGAAGAUCCGCAAGAUUCGCCUCACACGCAAUAUGCGUGCACAGACCGACCCUUGGUUUUCUGAAUACCUCCUAAGGAUCGGCAGUGGAACAGAAGAGACAAUUAGCGACGACUAUGUGCGUCUCCCAGAUGACAUUGUGAUCGGCUAUACUGAGGAUGGGAAAGCAAUUAACAAACUCAUCGAAGAUGUCUUCCCAUCACUGCACGCCAAUGCUACCUCAAGGGAGUACAUGAGCACACGUGCAAUUCUUUCAACCAAGAAUGAGCAUGUGGAUGACCUCAAUGACAAAAUGAUCUCCAGGUUUCCAGGCGAGGAAAAGGUAUACCAUAGCUUCGACUCAAUCGAGGAUGACUUGCAGAAUAAUUACACGAUUGACUUUUUAAACUCGAUCACACCAAAUGGCUUGCCCCCGCAUACCUUGAAGGUAAAGGUCAACUGCCCGGUCAUUCUGCUACGUAACCUAGACCCUCAUAAUGGCUUGUGCAAUGGAACACGGCUCAUGAUCAGAGCCUUCCAGGAUAAUGCAAUUGACGCAGAGAUUGUUGGUGGUCAGCAUGCUGGAAAGAGGGUGUUCAUACCUAGGAUCCCUAUGUCGCCCUCGGAGGAUACCUCACUUCCCUUCAAGUUUAAGAGAAAACAGUUCCCGAUCCGCAUGAGUUUUGCGAUGACUAUUAACAAGGCACAGGGUCAGACCAUCCCGAACGUCGGUAUUUACCUUCCCGAGCCCGUGUUCUCCCAUGGUCAGUUGUAUGUUGCAUUGUCAAGGGGCGUCUCAAGGCAGACGACACGAAUUUUGGCCAAACCGAACAAGGAGGUUGAUAAAUCUGGGAGAAGCACCAAGAACAUUGUUUAUAGAGAUGUGUUGGAGGGAUGA